Molecule: messenger RNA, 2865 nt
Organism: Lodderomyces beijingensis
Lineage: Eukaryota; Fungi; Ascomycota; Pichiomycetes; Serinales; Debaryomycetaceae
Source: the annotation of a GenBank genome assembly
AUGAGCAGCAAGUCUAUCAAAUCCCCGAAAAGGAGUGGGUUCCUAACUAAACUAAUUGGCAAAAAGGGCAGUCGAAGUCGAAGUUCUUCAUUAGUUCAGUCUUCAGACACUUCCAAUGGAUCGCUAUCCCCAGCAAAGGGCAAUGGGCUCCACAAGAUCCCAUCUUCCGACUCUGGCGCGGCGGUGGGCCGCCGCGGCAGGGAUCCUUCAGUGGGGUUGGCCGGAGAUAACGACUCGUUCUUGUACGACGACGACGAAGAUGCUUCCGAAGGCUAUGAGUCGGAUUUCUCUCUGAGCAACUCCUUGGGCAGAAUAGCUUCGACGUCAACUAGAAAAGGGCGAGCUCGUGCCGGCACUUUUGACAAUCACCGAGCCGAUGAAAAAGUGGUGUUUCCGAGAGCUGACGAGAAUAUGUUGAACUCGGAUUUGGACACCUUGCAUUUAGGUGAUGAUCAGGACCCGCCGUGGGUGGGAUUGACUUAUGAGUCGUUCUUAACUCCGAAAUACAUCAAAUUGUCCAAACGCAACAAGCAGAGUCCCAAGGUUAUCAACAAUCUAUUUUUAGCACAGGAGUUGAAUGUCGAUAAUGGAGACGGAAAAAGGUCGGUUCGAAGCAGCGUUGAAGAGCUCGAGAGGGGGUCGUAUGAGGCCGAUAACGCUGGUUUUGAAGAUACUUCAACUAUCGGCAUGACCAAGGAAAUAUUUGUCAUGAAGUUUAGCAGAGACGGGAAAUAUUUAGCGGCGGCGGGUCGAGACGCGGUUAUCCGGAUCUGGAAAGUGAUUUCUUCGCCGUUGGGCAGACUCGAGUAUAAUCAGCAGGAAAAGGAAGCAGGUACGCCUGAGAGAAGUAGUAAAAGUGACACUGUGUUUGACUCGGCGCCGGUUUUCCAUCGCACGCCAAUUGAGCUUCGUGGCCAUAGCAGGAGCAUAUUGUCGCUUGCAUGGAGCAAGAACAAUUUCCUCAUCUCAGGCAGUAUGGACAAGACGGCCAAAUUAUGGCACGUGGAUAGACCAGAUUGCUUGCAAACUUUCCAGCACGAGGAUUUCGUCACUGCUGUGGAAUUCCACCCCUUGGAUGAUCGGUUCUUCUUGAGUGGCUCCUUGGAUAACGAAGUUCGUCUUUGGUCGGUGUUGGAAAAGUCCGUAUCCUACUGGCGCAACUUGGGGGAAGACGUUCUUAUAACGGCGUUGAGUUUCACUCCCGAUGGACUCUACUGCGUUGUUGGAGGCUUCAAUGGCUCUCUUUUUGUAUUGGAGACAAAGGGGCUCCAUAUAGUCAACCGAGUCGAGAUCAAGCAACGUUCGCUCGUGCCUCGAUUCCAUGACCGAAGCGGCAACAAGAUCACGGGGAUUGAAGUGUUUGAAAAUCCCGCGCACGGCAUCUCAGACCAGCCGGGUCCCAACCUCGAUAAAUGGACUGUUUUGAUCACCACCAACGACUCGAAAGUUCGAAUGGUGAGCACCGACAGAAAGAAGCUCAUUACUCGAUUCAAGGGCUAUGUCAAUAACUCAUCUUCGAUCGCGGCAGCGAUCAACUAUGACCACAAGUACGUCAUUGCGGGAUCCGAAGAUCACUAUUGUUAUGUCUGGGAGAACAACAACAGCAUCAUCAAUAACAAGCUCAGGCAGUCCGUGAAGGAAUUUGUUGUUGACGGAAAGCAGCACAUGAAUGAUUUCAGCAGCAAGCACGAAAAAUACUCCAAGUUGUUCCAAGCUAAUAAAUUUCUUCUGAAGUUGUUUGACACAGAGGAUGAUCUGAAGCAUGAUUUCAUCGCGAAUGAAAACAAUAGCUACACGGCGUUCCACGCCCACCAUUCCAAGUGCAAUGUCGGUAUCUUUGCUCCACAAUCGACCAUGAACUUAUUAGCAUUAUCUGACGAUCUAAUUUACGACUUGAAAAAGCGGGGUGAAGCCUGCAAGAUGGAUCCGACAAAAUGCUGCUGCUCUAGCAGUAGAGAUAACCACCAUCACCACAACAACAACAGCUGCAGCAACCAUACUCACGAAAAUGAAGUCACUAAUGGUGACAUCAUUGUCACCACUGACCAGUAUGGACUAGUCAGAGUUUUCAGACAGGACUGCGCCAGUCCCUACAGGAAACAAUUUAUCGAGUUCUACAAGAAAUGCCGCAACCAAGCUGGCGACACUUUGUCCCCAUCAGACACAGUUAGAACCAACACCCGUACACUUAGAAGAGGCGCAUCGGUGCAGGACCGCCAGAGCCCAACUCGCGGCGACUCUGGACGACGGAUCAAAGAUGUCUUGUCUUCCCAAAUUGGUGGCCAUGGUCAAGCGAACGGCGUUGCUCUUGGUUCGCGCCCUAUUGAGAGGUCGCUCUCUCCGCAAUCAUCAAAGUUUAGUCUGAUCCCAGCGAGCUCCACGUUAGCCUCGAGCCAAAACUACACUUAUGGUUCGGGAAAGUCGAAUAUUUUUGACCAGCCAGUGAUUCAAAUCAACGACGAGGAUGAAGCAGAUCACCUUCAGCAUCAUCAACACCAACACCAGCACCAUCAGAGUCUAAAUCAUCAGAAUCUAUACUUUCAGAAUCAGAAUCAAGGUCAAGGUCAGGGUAAAAUCUAUAGAAACCGGAAUUCGAGUGAGACCACCUUGAAUGCCGUGCCUAAUGAACACGCAAAAACAAUCGAUUCUAGACAGGAAACAUUCCCCAUCAUGGAUAAUCCGAACUCAAUACCCAAACAGAAUGUACCGCAGAUUGUAUUACCUAGUGAGGAACAACCUGGAGCUGUCGAUUCACCACCGGCUCAAAACAACGGCGCAUCUUCUUUGCCGCACGCAAUCCAAACUACUCAUAGCAAUGGCUCCCACUCGCGACUUGGCCAAGUGCCAAUACACCCAAGUCAUUGA